Molecule: messenger RNA, 1461 nt
Organism: Purpureocillium lilacinum
Lineage: Eukaryota; Fungi; Ascomycota; Sordariomycetes; Hypocreales; Ophiocordycipitaceae
Source: RefSeq, a predicted model, not a curated record
AUGACUCUCCUAGACAAUCUCGAAUCAAUCAUCCGGGCCGACCAGCCCAGCUGCCCGUCCACGGCGGAGGCCCUUGCCAAGAUAGGAUCCCCGACAACGUCCAUCGCCGUGCUCGAGGAUGGCGUGGUCUCGUCGCGCUGCUUUUCUACUGUCGGUGACGACACCGAGACCGUCUUCCAGGCGUGCAGCAUAUCCAAGCCUGUCGCUGCUAUGGCCAUCAUGAAGCUCAUCGACGAGGGCAAGUUCAAGCUGGAGAGCACCAUCGCCGAGCUCCUCCCGGCGGACGUCCUGGAGAUCCUGACGGAAGAUUCUCCCAAGAGCCAAAGGUCGAUGAUCGAAAAGAUUACCGUCAAACAGCUCAUGAGCCACACUGCCGGGCUUUCAGCGCAUGGAUUCCCAGGAUACGCAACCUCGCUGGGGAACACUCAUGUUCCGUCAGCUCGAGAGGUGCUUCGAGGACGUCGGCCCGUAAACACGGAGCGCGUGCGCCUGGAGGGGCUCCCCGGCCAAGCGUUUUCCUACUCUGGCGGCGGUAUCACCGUGCUUCAAAUCAUCCUGGAGACUGUCACGGGAAAAGACUUUCCAACCCUCAUGCGCGAGAUUGUCCUUGAGCCGCUGGGCAUGACACGGUCCAGUUACGGCGGGCUGCGCGACGGCGAGAAGAAUGCGGCUGCAGCGCACUACACUGGUUACGCGCCGUGCGAGGUCGCCCAUCGCGUGAACCCGGAGGAAGCGGCCGCAGGUCUCUGGACGACGCCGACCGACCUGCUGAGGGUCGUGCAGGCCGUUCAAAAGUCGCUCGACGGUGAUGAUGGGUUUCUGCGCCGCGACACGGCACGACAGAUGCUCACCGAAGUGGAUUCGAACAUGGCCCUCUCCUGGUUCGUCGGCGGCAAAGGAAAGACAUUGUUCGAGCACGGCGGCUCGAACGACCCGGGAUUUCGGUGCUCAGUCACAGGCUUCGCAGACCUUCCCGGAAGAGAAGAAGGGGAUGCGCCCGCGCCGCGUCACUCUGGAGUUGCGAUAAUGACAAACUCAGCACUUGGUGUCAAAGCGCUAUGGAGGGUCGGGCAGGCAGUGGCGCUCCUGAAGGGUUGGCCACAGGUUCACUGUUGGUUCGCCAAGGGAAUGCCGGCCACGCCGUACACGCUGCCGAACGAAAACCCAGGAAAGGCCUGGCAGCCCUGGGCGGGCAAGUGGACGGACGGGAGGCACGAGCUGAUCAUCAAGGCAGACGGUGAUGGGAAACCCGUGGUUGACUAUGAUGGGCUCGCCGACAUUAGGCUCUUGCCUGCUGCAAUACCGAUGGCCAUGGUAGAAGGCGAGAAUGAGUACUGCGCCUUUGUGCUCGAGGGGCUGGAGCUGCUGCUCCAUCUCAAGGUCAAGGAUGGCGAGGGCAAGGCGGUAUUGAAGCUGCUGGCGGCGGGCAAGGACAAGGAGUUGACGAGGAUUGGGGAAUAG